Molecule: messenger RNA, 3153 nt
Organism: Malassezia japonica
Lineage: Eukaryota; Fungi; Basidiomycota; Malasseziomycetes; Malasseziales; Malasseziaceae
Gene: ENA2
Product: P-type Na(+) transporter
Exons: 1
Coding region: 1-3153 (1050 amino acids)
Biological process (GO): monoatomic ion transmembrane transport; sodium ion transport; intracellular calcium ion homeostasis
Cellular component (GO): plasma membrane
Molecular function (GO): ATP hydrolysis activity; P-type sodium transporter activity; ATP binding
Source: RefSeq, a predicted model, not a curated record
AUGCGCGCGCUCGAGACGGACCAGCUCAAGGGUCUCUCGAACGACGAGGCGAAGAGCCGCGUGCAGACCUAUGGUCAAAACCAGCUUGAUAAGGGCGAUAGCGUCAGCAUCACCAAGAUCUUGCUGAAUCAGAUCGCCAACUCCAUGACGUUGGUCCUGAUCAUUGCAAUGAUUGUCGCUUUCGCUAUCCAGUCGUGGAUCGAGGGUGGCGUUAUUGCCGGUGUUGUUGGCAUUAACGUCUUUGUCGGCUUCUUCCAAGAGUUCUCGGCAGAGAAGACGAUGAACUCGCUUCGUUCGCUCGCGUCGCCUACCGCGCGCGUGAUUCGCUCGGGCCAGUCAGUGACGAUUGCCGCCCCGGAAGUUGUUCCGGGCGAUAUUCUCGAGCUCACGACCGGUGAUACGGUUCCUGCCGACUGCCGCAUUCUGGACAUGAUGAACUUUGAGACGGACGAGGCCCUGCUCACCGGUGAGUCGCUCCCAGUGGCGAAAGACCACUCGGAAAUUUUCCCCCCGAGCGCGGAGGGCGACGAGGUGGGCGUUGGCGACCGCCUGAACAUGGCGUACACCUCUUCGACUGUCUCCAAGGGCCGCGCGACGCUCGUUGUGACCGGCACGGGUAUGAACACAGAGAUUGGUCGGAUUGCCAACGCGCUGCAGGGCGCCUCGAAGGGCAACAAGAUUCGCGAGGUCAAGCGCAACGCAUACGGCAAGGCCCGGCCCCACCACUACGUCCAGGCCGGUGCCCUGACUGUCUGGGACCAGGUCCUGGCAUUUUUGGGCCUGACCAAGGGUACCCCGCUCCAAAUUCUCCUCGCCAAGCUCGCCGUGCUCCUUUUUAUUAUUGCUGUGAUCUUUGCGAUUAUUGUAUUUGCUUCUAACAACUGGUCGGACACCGAGGUGAUUAUCUACGCUGUUGCCACCGGUGUCUCGAUGAUUCCCGCCUCGCUUACGGCUGUCCUAACCAUUACCAUGUCGAUGGGCAGCCGCGCGAUGGUCAAACGUAAUGUGAUUGUGCGCAAGCUCGAGUCGCUCGAGGCGCUUGGCUCGAUCACGGAUAUUUGCUCAGACAAGACGGGUACCCUCACCCAAGGCAAGAUGGUUGUCAAAAAGGCCUGGCUUCCUUCGAUUGGCCAAUUGGCCGUGUCGGAGAGCAGCGAGCCGUUCAAUCCCAAGAACGCCGAUGUGACGCACAUGGGCGGCAACCCUGCCGAGGAUGAAGAAGGACUUCACCAAGAUAUCCAAGGCGAUGUUGUCGCAAGCGAAGGCGCUGCCAAGGACCUCGACCAAGACAAAUACAAGCCGCUGGUCCAGUAUAUUACGGUUGCGUCGAUCUGCAAUCUGGCCAAGGUGUUUUACGACUCGGAAAACAACCAGUGGGAAGCGCACGGUGACCCCACCGAGUGUGCACUGCAGACGUUUGCGUGCCGCUUUGACAUGGGCUCUGACAAGCUCAAGGUUCCCCACGAGGACGAUAACGAGAAGGGGCACAGCAGCGCCGAGUGGAAGCUGGUCUCCGAAUACCCCUUUGACAGCAGCGUCAAGCGCAUGGCUGUUACCUACACCAACUCUAACACCGGCCAGAACCGUGCGCUGAUGAAGGGUGCUGUGGAGAUGGUCAUGCAGGCCUGCACGGACGUGCAACUCGAGUCGAGCAAGGAGCCGCUCGAGGAGGACAUGAAGGAAAACAUUCUGAGCCAGAUGGAGGCGCUCGCCAAGCAGGGUCUGCGUGUCCUGGCGCUCGCGAGCCGUGAGCUGUCUGACUCGGAGGCGAGCAAGGGCUCGGAGCUCAGCCGCGAGGCGGUCGAGUCCAAGAUGACCUUUAUCGGUCUCGCCGGUAUUUACGACCCUCCCCGUCAGGAGAGCAAAGGUGCCGUGGAGACCUGCCACCGCGCUGGUAUUGAAGUACACAUGCUUACGGGUGACCAUCCCGGCACGGCGCGUGCCAUUGCUGAGCAGGUCGGUAUUCUGUCGCCGGCUGGCCGCCUGGCGCGUCACCAUUCGCAGGAUGUUAUGGAUGCGCUCGUGAUGACUGCUACACAGUUUGACCGUCUUACGGACGAGCAGAUCGACCGUCUUCCUGUCCUGCCCCUGGUUAUUGCCCGUUGCGCGCCCCAGACCAAGGUCCGCAUGAUUGAGGCACUGCACCGCCGUCGCCGCUACUGUGCGAUGACUGGUGACGGUGUAAACGAUUCGCCCUCGCUCAAGCUUUCGGAUGUGGGUAUUGCGAUGGGUCAGGCUGGCUCGGAUGUGGCCAAGGAUGCGUCUGACAUUGUGCUGACGGACGACAACUUUGCCUCGAUCGGCAACGCGAUUGAAGAGGGCCGCCGCAUGUACAACAACAUCCAAAAGUUUGUGCUGCAUCUGCUCUCGCAGAACGUCGCCCAGGCCUGUGUGCUGCUGAUUGGUCUUGCCUUUAAGGAUCACACUACGCUCUCCGUCUUCCCGCUGAGCCCUGUCGAGAUUCUUUACAUUAUCAUGGUUACGAGCGGUUUCCCUGCGAUGGGUCUCGGUAUGGAGCAGCCUGCGCCGGAUAUCAUGGAGCAGAAGCCCAACACAUCGCGCUUUGGUAUCUUUACGGUGGAGAUGCUUACGGACCUGCUCGCGUACGGCCUGUGGAUGGCUUCGCUCUGUCUUGCCACGUUCUCGCUGAUUGUCUACCGCUGGGGCGGUGGCGACCUGGGUUCGGACUGCAACAACUCGUACAACGACUCGUGUGACGUUGUUUUCCGUGCGCGCGGCGCGACGUUUACCGUGCUCACCUGGUUCUCGCUUUUCCUUGCGUGGGAGGUGGUCAACAUGCGCCGCUCCUUCUUCCGCAUGCACGACGACUCGUCAAUCUUUGUUCAAUGGUUCAAGGACACCUGGAGGAACAAGUUCCUCUUUGCCUGCGUUGUGCUCGGCUUUUUGAGUGUCUUCCCGAUCGUCUACAUUCCGGGCCUGAACCAUGUGGUGUUCCUGCACAAGCAGCCGCAAGGUUGGGAGUGGGGCAUCAUCUUUGUCUGCACCUUCCUCUUCUUUUGCGGUGUGGAGCUCUGGAAGUUUUUGAAGCGCAUCUACUUCCGCCGCAAGGCCAAGAAGGAAGAGAAAGAGGGUCUUCACCUUCACGAUGUGCCUACGAUGGAAACGCAAAAGGAGAAGGAUGAGGAGGCGUAA